CCCCUUCUCUUGAUAACCCACGUAACCUAGAGCAACAGUCGAGUCAAAAGUCGAUCGACGCUUUGUCCACGAUUCUUGGUUGUUGCAGUCACGACAAGUCGCCUACUAUUUUCAACUCAGUCCCCAUGAGUUGAAUAUUGGCUGCUCCGCUGCGCGACCUCAAACACAGCCUUGCAAAGGGCACAUCAAUCAGCUCACUGUAGUCGUUGCCGUGCUCAAUAUGGAAGAUCGAGCGGCUCGAGAGGCUGCGAGCGGUUAUGGCAACGUCAUUGAUCUUACGGGAGAUGCUCCAAGCCAGACACACCAGGCUGCACUCAGUCAAUCGACAAGCGAUGAAGGCUUUAGCAUCACUGGCUCGAACGCCACUGUUCCUCUGCGAGGUCCUCCAACAGGCGCACCGACCGCGGCCAGCACCUCUUCGUCCAGCAGCAAUAAGGGCCCCGUGCCGCGGGCAGGUGGCUACAAGCCCACUGCGCAGCCCAAAGUUCAAAUGAUAGAGACGCUGGCACGUACCCCUCUCGUUCCUCAGCAAGCCAAUGGCUCGACUGUGCCAAGAGGUGCGGAAGGAACAGCAAGUGACGUGCCCAAGCACAGCAGAAUAGACUUGGCUUCCGAAGCAGCUCGCAGAGCCAUGGAGCACAUUCGAACUCAAGUUUUGGGUCGGCCAGCUUCCAACUCUCAGCCUCAAUCAACGCCUUGGUACUCUGCGGGAGAGCCCAGCGCAGCAACAGCGGGGGAGCAGCUGGCUGAGGACGCAUUAGGGCAGCAAAUGACGGCGUCGCAGCGAGACGAAUAUUUGCAGAAGAGCAUCAACGCAAUGAUUGAUCAAGCUACAGAGCUGGGCGACAUCGACAUGAGCCAAGCCGAAGUGAAGGGACUGAAGUGCAAGUUGAUGCCACACCAAGUGCAGGGCCACAAUUGGCUCAAGCUGAGAGAAGAGGCUGAAUUUGCCGGAGGAAUCUUGGCUGACGACAUGGGCCUUGGCAAAACCGUCCAAAUGCUGGCUCUCGUCGUUUCUGCCCGCGAGGCAGAGCAUGCGAUCAAGCAGGAGGGCGGUAAGACGGCAGAGACAGAGUCUGCAGUCAUCGUGCCGCCCGCAAAAACCAAAUCUGUGCCAGUCAAAAGCACCAUCAAAGGUGUCAAGACUGCGCAUGAGCUUGCAAUGGCAGAGGCGAAGAAUUCUCGCUCGACUCUGAUCGUUGCGCCCUUGGCGGUGGUCAAGCAGUGGGAGAGCGAAGCAAGGGAGAAGACGGAAGGCCUGCGCACCUUGAUCCAUCACGGCCCAAGCAGAACGAAACACGCCAUCGACUUCUCUGGGUACGACAUCGUCAUAACGACGUACACGACGAUGGGUGCCGAAUAUGAGAACUUCGAAGGCAAUGAAGGCAGAGGCAAACCAAAGGCCGCCAAGAAGAAAGGUGGGGCAGCUCAAGAGGCAGCCAACAAAGAUUCGGACUCCACCGCAUCAGGCUCGUCAAGCUCAGCUAGCGAUUCUGAGGACGAUGGUCGUGCGCCACGCAAGAACGCUGCCAGACCGCGCAAGGCGCCUGUCGCUAGGUCGGUGAAGAAAGCAGCUCCGUUGUUCUACCACACUUGGCGACGCAUCGUCCUCGACGAGGCGCAGCAUAUCAAGAAUCGUAACGCGAGAUGCAGCAAAGCCGCCUUCCAGCUGUCCACGCGGGCGCACUCCAAGUGGGCCUUGACCGGGACACCCAUCCAGAACGAUGCCUACGAAAUGUUCAGCCUCAUUCACUUUUUACAGAUCCCGCCUUUCGAUAAUUUUCAGCAUUUCAAAGAAAAGAUUGGCGAGCCUGUCAAGAGCUCAAAUCAGAACCGAGUCAAUUGGGGGAUCAAGAGACUGCAAGUCGUACUGCAGACCAUCAUGCUGAGGCGUACAAAGGAUGUCGCGGGUCUGGACGGCAAGCCCAUCAUACCGCUUCCUGAUCGUCACAUCGAUGUCAUCAGCAGCAGCUUUGACGACGAAGAAGAGCAGAAAUUCUAUCACAGAUUGCAGGCCAAGAUGAAAGACGACUUCAGCGAAGACAAUCAGGCGAGUGAUGGAAAAUUCGAUCAGAUGGGUGCUCUAGUAGCUCUACUGCGUCUGAGACAAGCCUGCAAUCACCCAGCUCUGUGUUCGAAGAAGGUCGCGGCCGACGCAGUGCAGCCCGCGCCAGCCGCAAAGGAUGCUGGCGAGGGCGAAGAAAGCGAAGCAGAAGAUGCAGAUGCUCUUGCCGAUCUCAUGUCGGGCCUGGCAGUGGAACGUAAAUGCGAAAUGUGUCGCGAGACGCUGCUGCCUGGUGCCUCUUCUGGAAAGCUCUGUGCUGCUUGUGAUGAUGCUGUAAAGGAACAGCAGCGGCGCGGGGUUACGUGGACCGAGGGCGGCGUCGGCAGCACCAAAAUCAGAAUGAUGCUCGGCAUAUUGGACAACAUCAAGCGAUCCACCUCUGCGACCGGGACUGAGAAGACCAUCAUCUUCAGCCAGUUCACGUCUUUUCUGGACCUAGUGGAACCCUUUUUGAAGCAGAACAGGCACAAGUUUGUGCGGUACGAUGGGUCUAUGAAACCGGCCGAACGCGAAGCCAAUCUGCAUAGCUUGAAGACGGACCCUACCAUCACUGUCGCUCUCAUCUCCUUCAAAGCGGGCUCUACAGGUCUGAACUUGACAUGCUGCAACCAUGUGGUCCUCUGCGACUUGUGGUGGAAUCCUGCGCUAGAGAUGCAAGCGUUCGACCGAGCGUGGCGCUUUGGCCAGACGAAGGACGUCAAAGUUUACAAGCUGGUCAUCAAGGAUACGGUCGAGCAACGCAUCUUGGUGCUGCAAGAUGCAAAGAGACAGAUUAGCUCGGCCGCACUGGAGGGUUCUAAACUGAAGAAAGGGGGCAACAAGCUCAGCAGGAAGGAAUUGUUCUACCUCUUCAGUGGGAGCGAUGUCGCUUGAUUCUCCUUCCUUUUGCAAUUUAUUUUCUGCUCUUCGCUCUUGCGCUUUAUCAUGCGAGCUACACAGGCUGUACAGUACGCCCCUUUCUCGAUACAACUUCACCAUCAUCCCCACACGCCUCUUGCCAUCAUUCGUGUUCAAAAUUACAA
This is a messenger RNA of Ceraceosorus guamensis, 3087 nucleotides long. RefSeq lists its product as hypothetical. Gene Ontology annotation, cellular component: cytoplasm. The transcript has 7 exons. Bases 221 to 2938 code for a protein of 905 amino acids. The record is from RefSeq and is a predicted model, not a curated record. Gene Ontology annotation, molecular function: ATP-dependent chromatin remodeler activity; ATP binding. Lineage: Eukaryota; Fungi; Basidiomycota; Exobasidiomycetes; Ceraceosorales; Ceraceosoraceae.